Molecule: messenger RNA, 927 nt
Organism: Solanum lycopersicum (tomato)
Lineage: Eukaryota; Viridiplantae; Streptophyta; Magnoliopsida; Solanales; Solanaceae
Molecular function (GO): nucleic acid binding; RNA-DNA hybrid ribonuclease activity
Source: RefSeq, a predicted model, not a curated record
AUGGACAGUAUUGACCACACCUUCAAUUCAGGACCUUUUGCAACUGCUGUUUGGAAUUUUUUUGCAGCUACUGCAGGACUACAACCUGGACAACUAACAUUGAAGGCGAGGCUGAGACAAUGGUGGACAACAAAGACACGAAAUGCAGGCCAUCAACUACUGUUACAAGCUACGCCAGUCUUCAUCUGUUGGAACCUAUGGCAGAACAGGUGUGCAAGUAAAUACGGAGGCAAAGUCACUAAUAUCAGCCGGGUCAAGUAUGCAAUCUAUAAAGAUACAUACAAGAUGCUGGAAAAUACCUUUCCCCAAAUUAAUUGGCCUGCAAGAUGGACAACAUUACUCCAAACAAGCGAAAGGUGCAAACAUACCAUCAAAGUAUACAUGGUAGCAUGGAAAAGACCUCCAGAGCAUUGGAUCAAACUCAACACAGAUGGAAGUGCUGUCAUUAACACAGGGAAGAUAGGGGCUGGAGGUAUUCUCAAGAACAGAGAAGGCAAAAUGGUGAUGGCAUACUCAGUAUUUCUUGGAGAAGGAUCGAACAAUCAAGCAGAAACUAAGGCUGCUCAGCUUGGACUGUCGUGGGCACUAGAACUAGGCUACAAAAAUAUUCAAAUGGAGUUGGAUUCGCAGUUGGUGGUUCAGUGGAUUACCAAGAAAACAGCCCCUCAAUGGACUGUUGCCAAUCAGGUAGAGGAAAUCCAGCAACUUAUCUCACAAACACAGUACUUCAGCUGCUCUCACAUUUUCAGGGAAGCAAACAGUGUGGCAGAUUCCCUCGCAAAGCACAGUAACAACACAACAACACCUCAAGUCUACUUCAACACAAAUCAAUUACCCAAAGAAACCCAAGCAUACUACCAAAUGGACCUGCAAAACAUGCCAACAUUUAGAAGGAAGAAGACUAAAAAGAUUUUUGAACCUCCUUGA